AUGGGUUCCAUUUCUCAUAACUCGAAGCGCUCUAUUACGGACAAGGACAUCUCGAUCUUGAAAGAACUGCUUGCCAAAACAAGCCCCACACUGCUCACAUCCGAGGACAGCAAGUACCCCGCAUCGAUCGCACGCUGGUCGUCUGCGGCGCAGAAACCAGCAGGCCUCGUACUUGCUCCCAAGUCGAACGAGGAGAUUUCCAUUGCGGUGAAGUACGCCGCUGAACAGGGCAUUGACGUUGCCGUGAAGGGCGGCGGGCACUCCACCGCCGGUGUCAGCAGCACGGAUGGUGGACUCCUUAUUGAUUUGAAUGCUCAUAUGCGCAAUGUCGAGGUCGAGGUUGAGAAGAAGCUGCUGAGAGUCCAAGGUGGGUGUAACUGGGGAGACGUGGAUAACGCAGGCUUCAAGUAUGGUCUUGCUACGGUAGGUGGCACAGUCACCGAUACUGGAGUUGGAGGUCUAGCGUUGGGUGGUGGAUAUGGGUUCCUCACCGGACAACGAGGACUCACCAUCGACAACUUGGUUGAGGCAACUGUGGUACUCGCCAGCGGUGAGAUCGUGACGGCAAGCAAGGAUGCACAUCCAGACUUGUUCUGGGCUUUAAGCGGUGCAGGCCAAAACUUUGGGGUGGUGACAGAUUUUGUUCUCCAAGCCUACGACCAAGGCGAGGUAUGGGCAGGCCUGCUCAUAUUUCCCCCAACGCCUGAAGUGAUUGAGAAACUUGUCGUUGCCCUCAAUGAUUUGUAUACUGCGGACAAAAAUGGAAAGACCAAUGGAGCUGGUCUCGCAGCGGGGGGACUGGUGUUCAUGAGACCACCACCAACAUUUGAGCAGAUCGCUCUGGCCAUCCCAACGAUCUACUUUGGUACAGAGGCUGAAGCCAAACAGGCUUUUAAAGCAUUCUACGACCUUGGGCCUAUCGUUGACACUACUAGCCUGGUGCCUUAUCCUGUCAUCAACACUUUAACGGCCCCGCCAAUUGGUCUACGAGCGAGCAUGAAAGGCGCAGCAUUUACAAUGCCCCUUCGUAAGGCUUUUGUGGAAGAAGUUCUGGCUAAUUUCAUUCAAUUUACCGAAGGCAACGAGGAUGCGAGGGGCAGCCUCGUCUUCUAUGAGAUGUACGACCCCGUGAAGGUCGUGGCAUCAGACUUUGGCAGCUUUGCCAAUCGAGGCACCCAUAUGAACGGUAUGAUUUGCCCGCUGUGGACGAAACCUGAAAAUGACCAAGCUUUCCGGAAAUGGGCGCGAGACAUCAAUGAAAUGUUCAAGGACGAGUUGAAAAAGUCCGGGCUGGAGACUGGAAAGGGCGUCGACGGUGGUGUUGGAGUCCGUGGAAAUAAAGGGGCCGUACUCCUGUAUGGCAAUUACGACCAAUAUGAUGAAAAAUCUCGCGAUAUCUUCGGCGACAAUUAUCCAAAAUUGCAAAAGCUCAAGGCUCAGUAUGAUGCCACAAAUGUGUUCAACAAGUUGUUUGCUAUCACGCCGCAAGCAUAA
Messenger RNA from Exophiala aquamarina CBS 119918, 1494 nucleotides. RefSeq lists its product as uncharacterized. The transcript is spliced from 2 exons. Lineage: Eukaryota; Fungi; Ascomycota; Eurotiomycetes; Chaetothyriales; Herpotrichiellaceae. The record is from RefSeq and is a predicted model, not a curated record. Bases 1 to 1494 code for a protein of 497 amino acids. Gene Ontology annotation, molecular function: FAD binding; oxidoreductase activity.